GAGUUUAAAAUAAAAUUUGUAGAUUGUAAGUAGUAGUUUGAAGUGAGUUUAAAAUAAAAUUUGUGAAAAAUCACAAUUGGAUUUUGUUGUGGUGGUUUUCUCAAAUUUAUACUGAUAGCGCCAAAGACGACAUGAAGUAGAGAGUAAUUGUAUUUAGAUGUAAAUAAGCUCAAGUUUUAUUUUGGGUUAUUCAGGCCCACACUAUACUAACGCCCCACUAACAACUGCGCCCAUUCGUUAGCUCGCUCGCUCACUUGCUUUGUUCCAAAAGCUGUGUUUAAUCAUUUUUGAGUCAGUCGAUACGCCAUGCUAAAAUCUCCUUCCAAUGCCCAGGAAAUACGACUACCGCGACCUGAGCAGCAUAGCAGAGCUCAGUCGCCCGCCACCAUGGAUGCACUGAAGACUUCAUUUUUACCAAAUCUGAGCAUGGAUCCCGCCCUAGUGUCCACCUCACAUUUCUGUCCAAUGUGUGGCCAACAGUUCGAAGGGCCGCAACAGGCAACGGAACAUAUGCACUUGUGCCAUGGUGGUCUCAGUGUGGUUGCAGGUGUGGGCGGUGGCAGUAUAUUGUUGGCGCCGCAUCAUGUCUCUGCUAGUGUGGCCGAAUCUCUAAAGAUCGACUAUCCAUGUCACAGUUGUGAUGACAAGUUUGCAACGGAACAGGAUCUGGACGAUCAUCAUCGGCUGGUGCAUCAGGCUCCCUCCUUCUUGGCCCGUUGUCCUGCGUGUAGCUUUUAUGGUAUCUCGGCGGCAGCACUGCAAGGAGCCAACGAAUACAAGUGUAUUCACUGUGGAUCCGUGUGUACAGCCUCCGCCUUAGCAGCUAGUCAGCCCGGCUAUGAGCCGGCAACCCCCGAAAAUAUGCCAUCAAUGGCGCCGCAUGAUAUGAAAUUACCUGGCCAUGACUUGAUACAGCGUCAGUACGAGGAGCAAGUGUCCAUAUUGCAGCAGCAUCAACAAGAGCAGGAACACCUGCUGCAGCAGCACCAUCAGCAGCAGCAGCAAGAGCAAGAACACCAGCUACGACAACAGGAACACCAGCUGCGGCAACAAGAACAAGAAAACCAUCUACAGCAACAACACCAGCAACAGCAUCAGCAAUCCCACCAUAUGGAUGAGAAUAGCACACAAGAAAGCGUCCAAUUAAAAGUGCCGCCACUGACAGUAAAACUGAAUAAAAGUGUUAACGGUACUGCAACUGUGAUUCACCCGCAUGUGAUAAUCAAAGAGGAGCCCCUCAAUGGCGACUGCAUUGAAGGUUCACCCACCUCGGUGCCCGUCUAUACCAUCCAACAAACGCCAGGUGCUGCCACAAGUGUUGUGGUCAGUUCCUCUCAUGCCCCUUCAGCCGUCCUCAAUCAUCAAGCAAGCACCAUCACAACAACGGCAAUAGUUGGUGGUGUUGCCAAGGUGCGCCACAAGUGUCCCGAUUGCCCAAAGACAUUCAAAACGCCCGGUACAUUGGCUAUGCACCGUAAGGUGCAUACUGGAGAAGCAGACCUCACACCGAAAGAACGCCCAUAUACAUGCACAUAUUGCGGCAAAUCAUUCACACAAUCGAACACAUUAAAGCAGCACACGCGCAUACACACAGGUGAGAAACCCUUUAGAUGUGGCUAUUGUGGCAGGGCGUUCACAGUCAAGGACUACUUGAACAAACAUUUAACAACUCACACGGGUGAGAAACCUUUUCACUGCACCUAUUGCGAAAAGGCGUUUAGUGUCAAAGACUAUCUAACCAAGCAUAUACGCACACACACCGGGGAAAAGCCAUACACAUGCCCGUAUUGUGAGAAACGAUUUACACAGCGCAGUGCCCUAACGGUGCACACUACCAAGUUACAUCCACUCUAGGAAAGGCCCAAUGGCUGUGAGCGAAGGGGUGUCGGCGAUGGAGGUGGAGGUGGUAGUGGGAGUGGCAGUGGCAGCGGAUUAGCUAUAGAAAGUGUUAGAGUUGUUGGUGGAGGCGUUGACGGCGGCGGU
Messenger RNA from Stomoxys calcitrans (stable fly), 1983 nucleotides. It is a transcript of the gene Cf2, whose product is annotated as chorion transcription factor Cf2. The record is from RefSeq and is a predicted model, not a curated record. The transcript has 4 exons. Gene Ontology annotation, cellular component: nucleus. NCBI's taxonomy places the organism in Eukaryota, Metazoa, Arthropoda, Insecta, Diptera, Muscidae. Gene Ontology annotation, biological process: regulation of transcription by RNA polymerase II. Gene Ontology annotation, molecular function: DNA-binding transcription factor activity, RNA polymerase II-specific; RNA polymerase II cis-regulatory region sequence-specific DNA binding. The coding region runs from base 307 to 1854 and encodes 515 amino acids.